GAGGCCGGAGUCCAGACGUCGAGGCGGCUGCUGACCGGGGGGCGAGCGAAAAUAUUUCUAGUCGUCUCCCUCCCUCAACCUCUCAUCAGAUCUGGCCACUCCCACGCACCCAGUCUCCUAAACCCUACACACCCUCCCCCCCUCUCCUCUCGCCGGCCGCGCCACCCGCCGCCGCCGCGGCCAUGGCCGCCGCCGGGGGUCUCCCAGCCUCGGCCACCCUCCUCCUCCUCGUCAUCGCCGCCGUGGCCGUCGCUCCCCUCGCCUCCGCCGUCCGCCCGGUUUCCGACGCCCACAGAUCCGCUGCCGCCGAGCUCUUCGCCGCUUCCCCCGACGGAUCCUUCGGCGAUUUGGAGACGACGUAUGAGGCGGUCAGGACGUUCCAGAUACUCGGGGUGGAGAAGGACAAGGGCUUGAUUGGUAAGGCGUGCAAGUUCGCCGCCGAGAAGCUGGCCUCCUCGUCAUCGUCGCCCGCGAAGGAUCUGUUCCACGCGGCCCGGAUCAGCGGCGUCCUCAAGUGCAGUGUUGAUUCCGGAGUUUACGAUGAUGUCGCUACGAGGCUUAAGGCUGUGAUCAAGGACACUAACUCGCUGCUGGAACUCUACUAUUCUGUGGGAGGGUUGCUCAGCAUCAAGGAACAAGGCCACAAUGUUGUUUUACCUGAUGCAGAUAACACAUUUCACGCAAUUAAGGCACUUAGCCAAAGUGACGGAAGAUGGCGUUAUGACACUAACAGCGCUGAAUCGAGCACGUUUGCUGCUGGUAUCGCACUAGAAGCAUUGUCUGCAGUUAUUUCACUGGCAGAUUCGGAAGUUGACUCAUCCAUGAUAGCUGUGGUGAAAAAUGACAUUGUGAAGCUAUUUGACACGAUCAAGAGCUAUGAUGAUGGGACAUUUUACUUUGACGAGAAGCAUGUUGAUGCUGCCGAAUACAAGGGCCCUAUAACAACAUCUGCUUCAGUAGUAAGGGGUGUCACCUCUUUUGCAGCUGUUGCUUCUGGGAAAUUGAAUAUCCCUGGUGAGAAAAUACUGGGUUUGGCGAAGUUUUUUCUUGGUAUAGGGCUACCAGGUAGCGCAAAGGAUUGCUUUAACCAGAUUGAGUCAUUAUCAUUCUUGGAAAACAAUAGGGUAUUUGUUCCUCUGGUCCUUUCACUUCCUUCCAAAGUAUUUUCGCUGACCUCCAAAGACCAGCUUAAGGUUGAAGUCACCACAGUAUUUGGAUCUGCUGCACCUCCUCUCAGAGUGAAUCUUGUACAAGUGCUGGGCUCUGACUCUAAGGUCAUCACUACUGAAACCAAGGAACUUCAGUUUGACCUUGAUAACAAUGUUCAUUACCUGGAUAUUGCUCCAUUGAAAAUAGAUGUUGGGAAGUACUCGCUUGUUUUUGAGAUUUCUCUUCAGGAACAAGAACAUGAAACUAUUUAUGCUACUGGAGGGACAAAUACUGAGGCGAUCUUUGUCACAGGAUUGAUCAAAGUUGAUAAGGCAGAAAUCGGAAUUUCUGAUAAUGAUGCUGGGACUGUGGAGUCUGUUCAAAAGAUAGAUCUGCAGAAAGAUACUAGUGUUUCUCUUUCUGCAAACCAUCUGCAGAAGUUGCGGUUAUCUUUUCAACUGAGUACACCACUCGGGAAGACAUUUAAACCUCACCAGGUGUUCCUCAAGUUAAAGCAUGAUGAAAGCAAGGUUGAGCAUUUAUUUGUUGUACCAGGCUCUGCAAGGCAGUUUAAAAUUGUUCUAGACUUUCUUGGUUUGGUGGAGAAAUUCUACUACCUUUCUGGAAGAUAUGACCUGGAGCUUGCAGUUGGUGAUGCUGCAAUGGAGAAUUCAUUUCUACGAGCCCUUGGCCAUAUUGAAUUGGACCUGCCUGAGGCCCCAGAAAAAGCCCCAAAGCCUCCGGCCCAGGCUGUUGAUCCAUUCUCAAAAUUUGGUCCGAAGAAGGAAAUAUCGCACAUAUUCCGUUCACCAGAGAAGAGGCCACCCAAGGAACUCUCAUUUGCGUUUACGGGCCUCACGCUUCUGCCUAUUGUUGGGUUCUUGAUUGGGCUUAUGCGUCUCGGGGUAAACUUGAAGAACUUCCCGUCCUUGCCAGCACCCGCAGCAUUUGCCUCACUUUUCCAUGCUGGAAUUGGAGCAGUGCUGCUGCUCUACGUUCUCUUCUGGAUUAAGCUGGAUCUUUUCACAACCCUGAAGUACCUCAGCUUCCUUGGUGUCUUCCUUGUGUUUGUGGGCCAUAGGGCUCUAUCUUACCUUUCCUCCACGUCAGCGAAACAGAAGACUGCUUGAGAGGACGAUCCAAAGAGGAGUAUUCCGAAUCACAAAAUUUUCAAGCGUCACAAGUUGCUUAGGUUCCUUAUUUUAGCACCUUCGCUUUGAUAUUCUGACCAUUUUUCUUGAGCAACUUCGAGUUACGAGGGACGAGUCGAUUUCAGUUUUGUGGGGGUUAAGAAUACUGGAGCUAGAAUGUAGGACCUCACCUUCUUGUAUGAUGAUGCCCUGAUGUGUUCUCAAUAGACGUAUGUUUGAUGAUAGAAUUAAUAAUAUCUUAUUCUGCAAAUGCAUAGUAUGCCUUUUGCAAAAAUUGAGUUCCA
This is a messenger RNA of Oryza sativa Japonica Group (Japanese rice), 2584 nucleotides long. The record is from RefSeq and is a predicted model, not a curated record. Lineage: Eukaryota; Viridiplantae; Streptophyta; Magnoliopsida; Poales; Poaceae.